Neltuma alba is the source of this 3261-nucleotide messenger RNA. RefSeq names its product triacylglycerol lipase SDP1. Bases 691 to 3099 code for a protein of 802 amino acids. Gene Ontology annotation, biological process: lipid metabolic process. NCBI's taxonomy places the organism in Eukaryota, Viridiplantae, Streptophyta, Magnoliopsida, Fabales, Fabaceae. Gene Ontology annotation, molecular function: triacylglycerol lipase activity. The record is from RefSeq and is a predicted model, not a curated record. The transcript has 3 exons.
UAGAAAGACAUGCUUAAUUGCUUACGCCAUCUCCCCGCAUCCCCGCCUCAUUCACCUUUGACACCAAUCAUCCAAAUCACAGCGCACUUUUCUGAUUUUGGGCCUCGCCGCCACCCGAGUAAUCUUUAUUUUCUCCUCAUUCCCAAGGAUACAGCAGUUCUUUGAAUUUUUUGUUGGCCAAGCAAUUUUUCCUUUUCAGCCGGAAUUUUCUCGCUGGAACCAGUCACCUUUUCGCCGAGAUCCUCCAGAAUCUUAUAUUGGCUUGUGGUUUGGUUGCUUGCUUAUCUGGCUCUUUUGUAUGCAUAGGAAGUUGGGAUUUGGGAGUGGGGAUUAGAGAUUCUAUCUGUUGUUAUUGGAAACCUGAGGAACACCCUAAAUUGUUUUGACGCAAGAAGUAUUCGGAGUUUAUCACAAGUGAAUUAUUUUAUGAUUCCUGUGUAAAUAGUUUUCUUCUCUGUUGUCAUGAUUUGUUUUAGUUGCCAAGGCAUACCGAAAUCGCCAAAUGCGUUGUCUGUCACAUUCUUUUUUUCUGAAUAGGCGGAAUAUCCAUAUAUGCCAUUAAACACAGCCCAACUUAUUUCACAAUAUAAUUAGAACCAUUCUCGUAAUUAUCUGUUUUCUUCAGGUUGCUGCAGUAUUCAGUGUUCAUUUGUGAGAAAAUACUGUUUGCUUCUUACUUCUAAGUAAGAAAUGGAUAUAAGUAAUGAAGCUAAUGUCAGCCCUUUUCCAAUUGGGCCUUCAAGUUUUGUUGGAAAAACGAUUGCUUUUAGGGUUCUUUUCUGCAAGUCUAUCUCACAUUUGAGGCAUCAUAUCUUUCGUCUAUUGUUGAGUCUCUUCUAUGGAUUCAGGGGAUGUAUAAAACCCAUUAUAUCAUGGUUGCAUCCAAGAAACCCUCAGGGGAUAUUAGCAAUGAUGACAAUAGUUGCUUUCUCUUUGAAUCGAUACACAAAUGUGAAAGCAAGAGCUGAAAUGGCAUAUAGGAGGAAAUUUUGGAGAAACAUGAUGAGGUCUGCGUUGACGUAUGAGGAGUGGGCUCAUGCGGCUAAGAUGCUUGACAGAGAAACACCUAAAAUGAAUGAAUCAGACCUUUAUGACGUAGAAUUGGUGAGGAACAAGCUUCAAGAGCUCCGCCACCGUCGUCAAGAGGGAUCUCUGAGAGACAUAAUAUUUUGUAUGCGUGCUGAUCUUGUUAGAAAUCUAGGCAAUAUGUGUAAUUCUGAACUUCAUAAAGGUAGGCUUCAGGUGCCCAAAUUAAUCAAGGAGUAUAUUGAUGAAGUAUCUACGCAGUUGAGAAUGGUAUGUGAUUCUGAUUCAGAGGAGCUCUCAUUGGAAGAGAAGCUAGCUUUCAUGCAUGAAACCAGACAUGCAUUUGGGAGGACUGCUUUGCUAUUAAGCGGGGGUGCCUCUCUUGGGGCUUUUCAUGUGGGUGUAGUGAAAACACUGGUGGAACACAAACUCUUGCCCAGAAUAAUUGCUGGUUCAAGUGUAGGUUCCAUUAUGUGUUCUAUUGUUGCUACUCGUUCUUGGCCAGAGCUUCAAAGCUUUUUUAAGGAUUCAUGGCGUUCAUUGCAGUUUUUUGAUCAAAUGGGUGGAAUUUUUACUGUUGUUAAGAGGGUGAUGACAUUUGGUGCUGUCCACGAGAUCAGGCAAUUGCAAAUGAUGUUGAGGCAUCUGACAAGCAACCUUACGUUUCAAGAAGCUUAUGACAUAACAGGUCGAAGUCUUGGGAUAACAGUUUGUUCACCAAGAAAGCAUGAACCUCCAAGGUGUCUCAACUAUUUGACUUCACCUCAUGUUGUUAUAUGGAGUGCAGUCACCGCUUCUUGUGCCUUUCCUGGCCUUUUUGAGGCUCAGGAAUUGAUGGCUAAGGACAGAAGUGGAGAAAUUGUUCCAUACCACCCUCCAUUUAAUUUGGGCCCUGAGGAGGGAUCCUCACCAGCACGUCGUUGGAGAGAUGGUAGCUUGGAGAUUGAUUUACCUAUGAUGCAGUUGAAAGAGCUGUUCAAUGUCAAUCAUUUUAUUGUCAGUCAAGCCAACCCUCAUAUUGCUCCAUUGUUGAGAUUGAAAGAAUUUGUGAGAGCUUAUGGAGGCAAUUUUGCUGCCAAGAUUGCUCAUCUUACAGAGAUGGAGGUGAAACAUAGAUGUAAUCAAGUACUGGGACUCGGUUUUCCAUUAGGCGGACUUGCCAAGUUGUUUGCUCAAGACUGGGAAGGUGAUGUAACUGUUGUUAUGCCUGCUACUCUUGCUCAGUACUUGAAAAUUAUCCAGAACCCUUCCCACGUUGAGCUUCAGAAGGCAGCCAACCAGGGGAGAAGGUGCACUUGGGAGAAGCUUUCAGCCAUAAAAGCGAACUGUGCAAUUGAGAUUGCUCUUGAUGAAUGUGUUGCCGUGCUUAACCACAUGAGAAGACUCAAAAGAACAUCUGAGAGAGCAUCGGCUUCUUCUCAUGUUCUGGCCAACACUGUCAGAUUCAGUGCUUCAAGAAGAAUCCCUUCAUGGAAUUGCAUGGCACGAGAGAAUUCUACAGGUUCCCUGGAAGACUUUUCAACAGAUUCCUCGUUGCAUCAAGGUGCUACUAAGAACUGGAAGACCCACCGCAGUAUACAUGAUCACGGAAGUGACAGUGAAUCUGAAAAUGUUGAUCAGAGCUCUUGGACACGUUCUGGUGGGCCUUUGAUGAGAACUGCUUCAGCAAAUAAGUUCGUGGACUUUGUCCAGAGCUUAGAUUUUGAUACUGAGCUGAAUACAGGCAUCGUGACUCAUCCAAAUCGUCAAGGGGCUCCGUCCAAUCAGAGCUCUAGGGUCUCAACGCCUGACAGCAUAACGGUGAACGAAGGCGAUCUUUUGCAGCCUGAGAGGAUGCAUAAUGGGAUUGUGUUUAAUGUUGUCAAGAAAGAGGACUUUGCACAACCCAGGACCUAUGAUAUUGAGCAGCACAACGCCGAGGUUGCUGAAUGUUUUGUCCAAGGUGACUCUCCGGGGAAGGAGAUGGAUGCUGCUAGCUCUGCUUCUGAUUGCGGAGAUACUGAUUCUGCGACGGCCAACUCCUUAAUAAUUGAUCAUUCUACCACUGAUGUGGGGAAGGAUCAGAGCACUUAAUUCUCACAUUUCUUGUUUUGUUUUUUUUAAGUGACUUGAACAUUUUUUCUUCAACAUGUAAAUAUCACCAUAUCUAUCCAACUUUGUACAUACCCGUGGGCAUAUCUGCAUCUAUAUGCAUGCGUAGUGUUUUUAACGCGCACACUAGUUAUUGUGGGAUAA